Messenger RNA from Aspergillus novofumigatus IBT 16806, 528 nucleotides. RefSeq lists its product as uncharacterized. Bases 1 to 528 code for a protein of 175 amino acids. The transcript is spliced from 3 exons. NCBI's taxonomy places the organism in Eukaryota, Fungi, Ascomycota, Eurotiomycetes, Eurotiales, Aspergillaceae. The record is from RefSeq and is a predicted model, not a curated record.
AUGUCCAACAACUCCGUAAGCGUUACCAGCGCACCCGUUGCGGCCACAUUUGUGGCAAAAGACACGCCAAUGCUUGCCGGCAUUGUGAUUAGCUGCGCUGCGGCUAUAGCCGCAAUAGUUGUGCUCGUCUACUGGGCAUUUAUGUGGAUCCAGAGACGGUACUCCACGACACAUGUCCUCCCCUUCCCCCACGAUGGAACCAGUGAGCAAUAUGAGGCCAAGAGCAAGAACAAGGACAAGAACAAGGACAAGGCCAAGAACAAGGACAAGGCCAAGAACAAGGACAAGGCCAAGAACAAGGCCGAGAACAAGGCCGAGAUCAAGGCCAAAGCCAAGAACAAGGACAAGGCCAAGAACAAGGACAAGGCCAAGAACAAGGACAAGGCCAAGAACAAGGCCGAGAACAAGGCCGAGAUCAAGGCCAAAGCCAAGGCACCGAGUUGGGUCGGGUUCCAGCGUGAGGGAAAGGAGAGGGCAAAAACACAGAAAAACAGAAAAACAUGUAAAAAAACAGUCUCAUCAACCUAA